Messenger RNA from Limulus polyphemus (Atlantic horseshoe crab), 1095 nucleotides. RefSeq names its product T-box transcription factor TBX20-like. Gene Ontology annotation, cellular component: nucleus. Bases 1 to 1095 code for a protein of 364 amino acids. Gene Ontology annotation, biological process: cell fate specification; heart development; regulation of transcription by RNA polymerase II. NCBI's taxonomy places the organism in Eukaryota, Metazoa, Arthropoda, Merostomata, Xiphosura, Limulidae. The transcript is spliced from 6 exons. The record is from RefSeq and is a predicted model, not a curated record. Gene Ontology annotation, molecular function: DNA-binding transcription factor activity, RNA polymerase II-specific; RNA polymerase II cis-regulatory region sequence-specific DNA binding.
AUGAAACUUUCAGGGGUUCUUGGAAGGAUGUUUCCUGCUCUAAGGAUUUCUUUUAAUGGUAUUGACGCUCAAGCUAAAUACGCUGUGCUAUUGGACAUUGUACCAGUGGAUAACAGGCGCUACCGCUACUCUUACCGCCGAUCGUCUUGGCUAGUUGCCGGUAGAGCUAACCCUUCUUUUCUGAGUCGCCUCUAUCUCCACAGUGAUUCGCCUUUUACUGGAGACCAACUGGAAAAGCAGGUGAUUUCCUUCGAAAAAGUUAAACUGACCAAUAAUGAAAAGGACAAUCAGGGUCAUAUCAUUCUCAAUUCGAUGCACAAGUAUCAGCCAAGAAUACACCUAGUUAAACUACGAAGUGAUCUUUCGAAUCUUCUUCCGAUAACGGAUUUAGAAGCUGAGCGAUCAAGAACAUACAUCUUUUCUGAAACUGUCUUCAUAGCAGUGACAGCUUAUCAGAACCAACUGGUUACAAAGUUGAAGAUUGACAGUAAUCCAUUUGCUAAAGGAUUCCGAGAUUCCUCAAGGCUUACAGAUUUAGAAAGAGGGUCCAUGGAAACAUUUCUUCAAGAUCACAUCUUUCAUCAGGCUCCGUUUCAGUCUGAUAAAUUACGUUCAAGUCCGGUUGCCUUAUCCCAUAGAGCAGCUUUACCCAGAGUUCCUCUAUCGACGGAGCUACCUUUCAUGCUCAGUUAUGAGAGUUUUUUGAAAAUGUCCGAAAUGCUUCUUAACAUGCCAGAGUUCAGCUUCUUAAUGACUUCUCACCAUCAACAACCUAAUUGCUUGGCUGAUCUAUACUUUGGUUUCCCUAGAGUAAAUCUUCCUCUAUUCUCAAUGAUCUCAGCACCAAGCUUAAUGACUGAAACUGUCGAUGCUAUUACGGACUCUGCGGGACCCAGUGUAAGCACAUCCGGACACUUGCCAGCACCUCCAGAGCUUCUGUGUUCCUCAUACCAACGCGGUCCAAAUACAGUGCCCACUAUUACAAAAGGGAACGUUUCUCACCUUUCAAACCAGACAAACAAUUCCCGAUAUCAUCUGUCCAGCUUUAUCCAUAAGUUUAAGUUUCAUCCAUAUUUUAAGCCUAGGCUACUUUAA